AUGCACCAGCAUCAGCCUAUCAUCGAAUCGAAUGAGAGGCUGGUUGCCACAAUGGAGGAGCUCAAUCUCGAGAAAGAGAGUAGUGCUGCUAAGCAUUGGCCAUGCUUGUCAAUUAUAACGCUAUUUUCCAGGUCUAUUAUAAUUGAGUGGCCCAAAAUUUUGCAAGACAAAGGCACUGAUACAGCUGAAAGCUUCAAUCUUGCUGGCGUAGAGCUUGAUCUCGCUCCUCUGAUACAUCGUGCACGGAAUGUUGUCAAAUGCCGCACAUCACAUCCAACAAUGAGAAUACGGGUUUGCGCAAUCGGUGAGCCAGAUUCUGACACCACACUGCCACGAGUGGUGGAAGCAUUUUUUCGCGCUACACUUGUCAAACUCUCCGGUGAUCCAAACGAAAGAGUAAUUGCCGGUAGGCUAAUAUUAACACAGCGAGAAGGGACGUCAGCUACAAAGUAUCACAAUGAAAGCGGCGCAGUUGCGAACAGCGAUGGAAAGCUGAUCGUAAGUCAAGCUGCACGGGACUGCUCCAGUGCUGUCCUCCUCGAGCAAUUCAAUGAGAAUGCAAAAACAACAACUUUUAAAUAUGAGCACGGAGCACUGGCUGCACUAUUCCCCGAAUUGGUGAGAUGA
Messenger RNA from Gongylonema pulchrum, 627 nucleotides. The record is from the annotation of a GenBank genome assembly. Lineage: Eukaryota; Metazoa; Nematoda; Chromadorea; Rhabditida; Gongylonematidae.